AUGUUUGGAAAAUCUGUUAUUAUUUCAUUAAUUGCAGCUUAUUUAGCUUUUAUUGGAAGCACUGAAGGUGCCAAUUUAGAUUGUGCACAAAUGCAAGCUUUAGCAGCUCAAUAUUUUCCAGCUGAAUACCAAACUGAUAUGAUUUGUAUUGCUCAAAAAGAAUCAUCAUGGAAUCCAACAGCUACAAAUCCAAGCAGUUCAGCAACUGGUUUAUGGCAAGAUCUUGCUUCACAUUGUGGUGAAUUAUGCAAAUGUACAGGAAAAACUGAUCUUAUGAACCCAGAUGUAAAUGCUGCAUGCGCUGCUGCUAUUUUAAAGGCUCAAGGUCUCAAUGCUUGGACUACUUGGUCCAGUGGUUUAUGUAAAGGAUGGAACACAUGUAUGGCUUCUGGUACAUCAACAUCAUCAGUAAGCUCAACAACAAGCUCAACAUCAGGUUCAGGAAGCUCAACAUCAGGCUCAGGAAGCUCAUCAGGUUCAGGAAGCUCAUCAGGUUCAGGAAGCUCAUCAGGUUCAGGAAGUUCAUCAGGUUCAUCAGGUUCAGGUAGUGGUUCAGGUUCAGGUUCAGUCACUGAAUUUGAAUUUAUUUCAAGACAAUAA
Dictyostelium discoideum AX4 is the source of this 600-nucleotide messenger RNA. RefSeq lists its product as hypothetical. The record is from RefSeq and is a predicted model, not a curated record. Bases 1 to 600 code for a protein of 199 amino acids. The transcript is spliced from 3 exons. Lineage: Eukaryota; Evosea; Eumycetozoa; Dictyosteliales; Dictyosteliaceae.